AUAAAUACGCGUUGGCUAUGGCUUUCAAAAUAGUCAAUAGCAAAUAUUUUCAGCACCAUGAUAAAUUGACAAUAUAUAUUCAUGGGAUCGUCAUGUUCUUUCAAUGACAAAUGGUGUGAUUUAGUAUUAAGAUUAGAAAAAUCAGCAGAAGCGAGAAGAAAAAGGCGCAGAGGCUGCACUUGUAUCAACAGACGACCAAAAUGUUUGCGGAUUAGACGAAAAAAACGAAAUAAAAAGUGCUGCAACGGAAAAUGCAGCUGUCCUAGCAACGGCACAGAAGUUCAGAUUCCUCUAAAUAUUGACACUAUAGCCUGUUGCUCACCCAGAGCUCAUAGUAAUUCUAAAUAUACCAACAAAGUUCAACCAAAAACCAAUUUGUGUUCACGUGGUACAAACACGUGCUGCUUACAAAAUCACGACAGAGAAAUUCAAGGCGCGAAUGAAUCCAAACAUGUUUGCGGUCCGACACAGGAUAUUGGCAAGAAUAUUUGCAGAUUUACCGUUGAUGCUUAUUUUAUGUAACUUUAAAAUUUGCUGGUGUGAAAGUUUAUGUUCAUAGUUUUUUAUUUAUGUAUAUUACGAUUUAUUGAAAUGCGUAGGUAUUUUUUUGU
Maniola jurtina (meadow brown) is the source of this 611-nucleotide messenger RNA. RefSeq lists its product as uncharacterized. Lineage: Eukaryota; Metazoa; Arthropoda; Insecta; Lepidoptera; Nymphalidae. The coding region runs from base 82 to 522 and encodes 146 amino acids. The transcript has 3 exons. The record is from RefSeq and is a predicted model, not a curated record.